Messenger RNA from Acanthoscelides obtectus, 2906 nucleotides. The record is from the annotation of a GenBank genome assembly. Lineage: Eukaryota; Metazoa; Arthropoda; Insecta; Coleoptera; Chrysomelidae.
CCACUGUCCAUUAACAUAAAUAGAUGUAAGGUGCCGGUGAUGAGAACCCAUCGACGAUAAAUGAGAACCUUUAACCCCAAUUUAACCAUUAGCCGUUAGUUUGUCGGACAUCGGUAGCGUGGACAGUACGCAGUGAAACCAUCCUACCGUAAAAGUGGCUCUAGGCAUGGUAGAUAUAGACAAAUUAGGAGAAAAAUUUUGUGUUUGUGGUUAGUGAAUCAUGCUAGUGAAGUCGUGGGAACCAAGGACUAUACUUUGUAUUCUGUUAUUGGUUAGUAUCUCGAUUCCUUUUGUGAUUUCCAGACCUCAGACUUUAGGACCGAAAGACCUCGAGACUAGUCGUCUGGUGAAGAGGGAUUCUGGUCGCUUAAUAAGCAGAAAUGGAGAAAGAAUUGUCAAUACUGAUAUUCGUAGAGUAGCGGCAGAUCGCAUCUAUUUUCCAGAAGAGGUGAGGGACUCUGUAAAAGACAGAGUGGACAUUGACCUUCUUCCAAGAGUUGGCGACCAGGCUCCAAGAUGUGCUAAUGGCAGCACCUUCUGUGAACACGUGGAUGCUUAUCCUUCCCAUUUUGUCGAGAAUAUUCUUAGGAGAAAUAAGCACUACGCAGACUUUUUCGCCCUUGAUGAUGUGCCGAUAGAAAUUUCAAAUAGGGUCGCAGGAGACUUAGAGAAGCCUAUUUGCGAAUCUAGGCAGCAAACUGUGUACCCUACGGUCGGAGAAACAUCUACAGGAGAAUGGAAAUACAUAGUUAAUCUGAAGAACACCAGAAAUGGUCUACAAAGAGAGAUAUCGCAGGCAGUGACUGUUGAGAUUUGUGUAGGACGAGAAAGAGGGAAUUCCUGCAGUCUGAUGGAUGACAUUUCAUACGGUUACACCACUUAUUGCAAACAAAAGUAUACUUACAGGAAGCUUUUUUCUUUUAAUGAAACUGCGAUGAUUCCGUAUUUUUUCAAAAUGCCAUCGGCGUGUUGCUGUGUGUAUAAAAGGGAACCACUUUUCCCUACUUAGUAUGGCGCGUUUAUGAUUAAGCUAUGUAUAUUUAAAAAAAAUGUGCAUACAAUUCUGGUAAAAAUGUUAUUCGGGAAUGCUGAUGAUUUUCCAAAUGUUUUUUCAAGAUUUCAAACUGCAAAUUAAUGAAGUAAACAAAUUAUCAUGUUUCUAAAAUGUUGUUGGAGGUACUUUAGAAAAAUUAGAUUAUCUCACGUUUCUUAUCUAAGAAAAAUGAAUUAAAACAAAGGACUAUUUUGUGAAACGACUCCUAGAGUUUUUCUUAAACUGUUUUAUUUUUCUUAUUGUAAUUUUCCAUGUUAAUUCUUACCACUCAAUACAGAAAAUUUCCUAUCACAGAAGGUGGUACCCUAUCCUUAGGAGUGAUUUUAUGUGUGCAUUUAAGGAACUACAUCACUUGAGGCGCUUAACGUGAAUUUCCAUUUGAUUCAAAUAGUCUCUGACAUAUCUGACAUGAAGCCCAAAGUUUGUAGUUAUAAUUCAGUUAGUGAUGACCCAUUUGUUAACGUUUCUUGGGCUCAUCCGGCGAUAAACACGUCAUUAAACUUUGAUUGGCAAUUUUGGCAUCGGAUCAAUCAACUAGCUUAUGAUUAUCCAUCCUUUACCGUUAUUGUAUCUACAUAGUGAUAUAAUGGCUCAUAAGCUUCAAAGUUAUUUUUGUUAGGUAAAGUAACUUAGCUUACCUUUAUCUUGCACACAGUGUGUUACCAACUGAAGCAUCAUUAGAAGACAACAAUAUGUCGGUCGGUGUUACCUACCACUAAUGGUCAUAUCUAGAAACGUUCAUUAAGGAUUGAGAGCAGUUUGAGGAAUAAUCAAAACUGUUGAAUCGCACAAAAAUUUUAGAAGCAUUUAAUACUCUAUCAAGUAACAGGUAGAAGAUAUUAUUAUAGUAUAUAGUAUACAGUAUAUAGUAUACGGUAUAUAGUAAUCUCCAAAUUAGUGAUAAUAAUGCCUGAUAAUUUAAAAAAAAAGUGCUGAAGGAGAGAAGAUGUAAAAAUACACUACACACAAUUUGAAGGAAAUAACAGGAAAUAAAAAAAAACAACCUUGGCUUUUAAAAAGACGCACAAUCGGACGAAGAGGGAAUACAUAAAAUUCUUAUUCGGGGCUUUAUAGUACUUUUCUCCAGAUGACCACCUCACUCUAUACAAGGCCCAGCUAAGACCAAGCCUCGAGUAAUGCUCACACGUUUGGAGCUCUUCGGAUUAACAAAGUUCCUUUGGGAUCCGCAUAGUAGCCGCGGUGUCCUCAUUUAGGCUUCUGCCUGCGCGGUUGCUUCGUUGUAAAAUAAAAAAUAAAAAAAUAAUCUAUCUAUAUUCAUUUAGCUCCGCACCGUAGGUUUAUUAUUCGCUAUAACUUCGAAUCACUUCGAAUAGGUUAGAAGGAGCCAAAAUUGCGUAGUUUCAGUGCAUACUUUUGACUCAUUUGACUACCAAUGCCUAUCAACGAGACAGCGUUACAUCAACACCAUAAUAAUACUUACCGGGGGAAACAUCUACCUUCAUUAGGCUUGUGCCGCUCUUUGCAAAUUAUGUAAGAAGUACCAUGUCUUGAAAUAGUCUAACACCACAAUUAUCUGCAAACAUUCGUACUUCUGAAAAAUAGCACUAAAGAACGAAUAUAAUGUCAGAACUGUCAAAAAAAUUACGUAUGUCAAAUGCACUCCUACCUGGUCUGAAUUCGUUGAAAAAAUAAAGCAUACAAAAUAUGUGGUGCGACUUGACCUGAUCACACAAAUUACUGUUUGGACUGAUAGCACUGAACCAGUGGUGCCAUUUUCUUAGGUUGUGUAAUACCAGUGGUAACAUACUGUAUGUAACAUGUGUAUGAGUUUUGUAUCAACAUUGUUAUUUAUGUAAUGCUUUAUGAAUUUGUUAAUAAAAUGUUUGUUGAA